This is a messenger RNA of Xenopus tropicalis (tropical clawed frog), 1473 nucleotides long. RefSeq names its product plasmalemma vesicle associated protein (gene plvap). The transcript is spliced from 5 exons. Lineage: Eukaryota; Metazoa; Chordata; Amphibia; Anura; Pipidae. The record is from RefSeq and is a predicted model, not a curated record. Bases 170 to 1270 code for a protein of 366 amino acids.
UGAAGAUAAGUAACCAUACACUUGUUGAGUGCUAGGGCGUGCAUUUUUCACAGAUAAGGACCUAGUUUUCAGUUCUUCUAGUUUAAUUUGUUGCAGAAGGUACAAGAAGAGAAAGAUCAACAAUAUUAGAGGCUGGCUUUUAGAGUCAUUAACAUUUGAUGGUCACACCAUGGAUUCCAGCUAUGCAAUGGCCAAAUUUGGACUAGAAUCCAAAGACAUGCUCAGGUCUAACCAGAAGAGCUGCUGGUAUUAUUUGAAAUACUUUUUUCUUUUCACAUCUCUAAUUCAAUUCCUUAUUAUCCUGGGACUGGUGCUUUUCAUGAUCUAUGGCAAUACUAAUGAGGGCAUAGAGGCAAGGGUAAAGACUCUGGAGUCUCUCAACCAGAAACAGAUGAUUGAAUACAAGGGUCUGCUGAUGGAAUAUGGCAAGCUCAACAUGAAAUUCAAUGCUACAGCAAAGGAGAAGGACGCUUGCAGGUUUGAGCUGCUAGACAGGAAAGGCAAAAUGGAAAAUUUAACCACGAUAAAUUCAUUGUUAAACAGACUCAUUAAAGACAAGGACAGAGCAUGUGAAAUGAAUCUUUCAGUGGUAAUGAAAAGAUUCCAAGGUGACAUAAAAACCAGUGAGGAUGACAAGAAACGUCUUGAAAUCGAUUUAGUGGCUUGUAGAGCAGCCUGCAGAAACUCUCCAGACAAUCCAGUUUGUCCACCACCCAGUGUUCAAGAGAAAUGCAUUAUCCUCCCAAACAGGAGGCUUUGCUCAAGCUAUGAAAUUGAGAAGUUUACAAGCACGUGCCUGUCCAUUGAUGAAAAGUUCAGUGUUGAGCUCCAGCGUCUUAGAAGCAACUUUGAGUUGGCUAUCGCAAGGAAUGUGCCUAGCACAAUAGUGACCACCUAUGAAUCUAGAGUUCAGCUUGACAACAUCCUGCAUAGCUGCAGGCCUUUGCCUGCUGAGGUUGCAAAUUAUAUAAAUACAUCUCUAGAUAAUAUAAAGCAUAAAAUUGUCACUAAUAUUGAGCUUAUGAGCAGCAAGGCAGAGACUGAAACAGCCCUUAACAGAUGUUUGGAAGAUUUCAGAAAUGUGAUGAGUCUGCAAACCACAUGUACCAAGGAGAAGGAUGAACUGAGGAAAGAUAUAGAAAGGUUUAGACUGACAGCAGACAGUGAACUUAACAGGAGCAAUAAACAGUUGCUGGCAAAGAUGGAAGAACUGGACAAAUGCAAGAAGCAGCUAGAGCAACAGCCAAGAUUAUUCAGUCAUUCGGGUUAACUCUCUUGUUAGAGAAGAGAAGAGUAAAGACUGUGGAAACUGAAGAUUGCUUUUUUUUCACUCCUGUAUUUCAUAUUUAACGCUCUGCCUAUGCACUCUACCAAUAGUUUAGGAUACCACUGCAUAUACCAGAGAACUUAAACAAGAAUUAACAUAUACACGCCUAUAGACAGGUAUGGGACCCUUAUACAAACAUCUCAGGA